Molecule: messenger RNA, 1156 nt
Organism: Hibiscus syriacus
Lineage: Eukaryota; Viridiplantae; Streptophyta; Magnoliopsida; Malvales; Malvaceae
Product: ethylene-responsive transcription factor RAP2-1-like
Exons: 1
Coding region: 180-641 (153 amino acids)
Biological process (GO): regulation of DNA-templated transcription
Molecular function (GO): DNA binding; DNA-binding transcription factor activity
Source: RefSeq, a predicted model, not a curated record
AUACAUCAUACUUGUAUAUAUUCAAUAUAGAAUAGCUUUUGAAGUAAAGGGUAUUCUUUGAUUAAACGUAGCUAGAAUCUGUUCCCUUCUUCUUCUUCUUCUUCUUAUGGCUUACAAGUUUUAGUCUCCAGAACAAGUGGAAAAAAUAAUUCCAUUUAGUUUUAGGAAUCUUUUGUGUGAUGGAGUUGGGUGAUUGUUGUUUAACUUCGAGUUCAACAAAGGGAGAGAAGCGAAAGCUGCGUAGGCAACAGCAGCAAGAGAAACCAUUCAGAGGGAUAAGGAUGAGGAAGUGGGGGAAGUGGGUUGCUGAAAUCAGAGAACCCAACAAGAGGUCUAGGAUUUGGCUCGGUUCUUAUACCUCCCCUAUAGCCGCUGCUCGUGCUUACGACACCGCCGUUUUCUACUUGCGUGGCCCUUCCGCUAGGCUCAACUUCCCUGACCUCGUUUUACAAGAAGACGACCUCCGGGAUAUCUCCGCCGCUUCCAUACGCAAGAAAGCAACCGAGGUGGGGGCUAAAGUCGACGCUUUGGAAACUUCGCUUCAUCAUGCUUCUGCUUCAUCUUCGGAAUCAUCCAUCCUUUCUCGAGUUUUCCGGAAACCUGAUUUGAACAAGUACCCCGAAACUUCUGAUGAGGAUUGAACAUUAUAAUAUUUACCAUAACCACUAAGCCUACAACUGUUUAUAGUCGCCACUUGUUUUUCUUUCACUUUUGUCUUUUGAUUCUCUCAUGAAAUAGAAAGUGCCCGAGGAAUAGAAUCAAUAAGGAAAAUGGAUUGAUUCUCUGUUUGAUAAGGUUAUGAAUGUUUUGCUUUGGGAAUACAAGUUUAGUUUAUGACAUGUUGAGUUCUUGAUCAGCUGUGCUUUUUGUUUAGGUUAUAUAUUACAGUCUAGUAUUUACAUCAAUUUAUUUGCAGGGAAAAUCAGAAAGAGAUGAUGGAUCCGUGGUACACGAGAUUGUUAGAGGAUAGGUACGGAAAAUAAAAACAAGGGCAAUAGCCUACCAGUUUGUGUGUCCAUAUAUUUUGUUUAGCUGCUAAAACCAAACAAAGUAGAUAAGAAGAUAAGGGUGAGACGUGAGAUACAGUCAUACAGAGGCAUGAGAGAACCAAGUAUAGUUAGUUACUUAUGGCCUUGCUUGUGGUCACCAAAAAAAA